This is a messenger RNA of Gilbertella persicaria, 1519 nucleotides long. RefSeq lists its product as uncharacterized. The transcript is spliced from 4 exons. Gene Ontology annotation, molecular function: oxidoreductase activity. The annotation marks the transcript as partial. The record is from RefSeq and is a predicted model, not a curated record. Lineage: Eukaryota; Fungi; Mucoromycota; Mucoromycetes; Mucorales; Choanephoraceae.
GUAUGCAUUCUUUGUUUCUUUUGUUAUUCACAGUGGGUUUAGUGGCUGAAGCCAAGACAUAUCAUACUAAAGUAGCCAUUUUGGGUGGUGGUGUCAGUGGUAUUAGUGCCGCAUUAAACUUGACAGCAAAUGGUAUUGAUGAUUUUAUGAUGAUUGAAGCAAGAGAUAUUCUGGGUGGUCGUGCCCAAGAUGUACCUUUUGCUGAUGUCAACCUUGAAUUGGGUUGUAAUUGGGUUCAGGGACUUGGAUCGAAUCCAAUCAAUCAACUUGCCUUGAAAUACAAUUUGCGUACUGCUGUUACAGAUGGUGAUGAUGUUGUCUUUUAUGAUCAGACUGGCAAGAUCAAUGCUACAGAUAGAUACAAUGCGAUGAAUGAUGCUUAUUCUGUGAUGUCUGAUAUUGCUAACAAAAGAGUCAAGAAGGAUCAAGUCGAUAUCUCUGGUCGUGUGGGUCUUAGUCUGGCUGAUUGGUACCCUAAUAGUCCCAUGGAUGACGCCAUUGAAUACUAUGUCUGGGACUGGGAAAUGGGAGAAAAUCCUGAACUCUCUUCUACUCUCUUUACCGUCGUCAAUGACUAUUGGACUUAUGGUGAUAAAGCCUUUGGUCCUAACAGUGAUGGAGACCAUAUGGUGAUUGAUCCUCGUGGCUUUAAAUAUAUCUUUUUACAGGAGGCUAAAAAAGUCUUUUCAACUCACGAUAAACGUUUACUUUUGAACACAACCGUCACAAAGAUCGCCUACAGUGAUUCUGGUGUCACCAUCUCUACCAAACAAGGUGACACGAUUCAUGCUGACUAUGCUAUCACUACGUUCAGUAUUGGUGUCUUGCAACAUCGUGAUAUUGAAUGGAGUCCUCGUUUACCUGAAUGGAAACUAGAAGGACUCUAUGGUUUUCAUAUGGCUACUUAUACCAAGAUCUUUUUGAAUUUCCCUUACCAGUUCUGGGAUGAUCAACAGUUCACUGUCUGGGCAGAUCCUGAUCAACGGGGUUAUUAUGCGGCAUGGCAAAACUUAAAUACACCUGGUUUCUUACCUGAUAAUUCAACUAGCCAUAUCUUCUUUGUCACAGUCACUCAAGACAUGUCGUAUCGUGUGGAAGACAUGACAGACGAGGAAGUCAAGAAAGAGAUCAUGGUUGUCUUGCGUCGUAUGUACGGGGAUGAUAUUCCUGAACCAACUGAUUUCAUGUUCCCUCGUUGGCAUACCAAUCCUCUUUUCCGUGGUAGUUAUUCUAACUGGCCUAUUGGUGAAAUGGAUGAACACCAUGCCAACAUGAAAGCACCUAUUCAGAACCGCGUCUUUUUUGCUGGUGAAGCCAUGUCUGCUGAAUAUUAUGGUUUCUUACAAGGUGCUUGGUUUAGUGGUGCAGAGACAGGGUUGCAUGUAUCUCAAUGUAUUCAAAAGAACUGUCCUGCAGCAGACUAUUAUCCUGAAAUCACCCAUGCCAAAUUAAAGGCCAGUGUCAUUCGUCGUUCUCUUGUUUAUUGAAUAAAAUAAGAUAAAAUAAAACAAAAUAAAAU